Molecule: messenger RNA, 238 nt
Organism: Diversispora eburnea
Lineage: Eukaryota; Fungi; Glomeromycota; Glomeromycetes; Diversisporales; Diversisporaceae
Source: the annotation of a GenBank genome assembly
ACGCAAACUCUUAGCGGAAGGUACCCAAUCAGCAAAAGUUGGGAUUCAUAAAGAUGCAGUUUACAAAAGUCGGUUAUUGAAAUACGAUGGUCUUCCAGAACCAGUUAAUCGUCUUCCAGUUAAGUCUAAAGGUAUAGAGAGUUCUUCUACCCUUAAUACUGGCAACGAUGACAAAAAUAAUUUUUGUGAUGAUAAAAGAGUUGAUCUUUUUUACGAUCCCGAUAUUUUAGAUUUAUGA